Molecule: messenger RNA, 871 nt
Organism: Magallana angulata
Lineage: Eukaryota; Metazoa; Mollusca; Bivalvia; Ostreida; Ostreidae
Product: vacuolar protein sorting-associated protein 33B-like
Exons: 8
Coding region: 85-768 (227 amino acids)
Biological process (GO): vesicle-mediated transport; intracellular protein transport
Cellular component (GO): CORVET complex; lysosome
Source: RefSeq, a predicted model, not a curated record
GUAUAUACAUGUACUUACUUGGAAGGGUCAGGUCUAAGAGAUAAUGUAAACUUCAUAGAAGAACUGAUAUUUAAGCAGGACAACAUGUUAAAGACAUUAAAAUUGAUAUGUCUUCUGUCUUUAACCCAAAAUGGAAUUUCUCCACAAACGCACACGUCUCUCAAGACCCAAUAUCUACAGAGUCAUGGCUUCGAGCAACUGGUCACAUUUUCCAAUCUGAAGUCCCUGGGGAUCGUCACAGAACAGGAGACCGGCAGUCAGGCGGGCACGCCACUAAAUAAGGUCGCGUCCGAUAUGGCCGCCAUGACACGCCGCAGCACAUUCCAGAGUCUGUGUAAAAAACUCUCUUUGAUACCCAAGUCAGAUGACAUUGAUCUGAAGAACCCCACCGACAUGUCCUAUGUGUUCAGUGGUGCCUAUACCCCAUUGUCCUGUAAGCUCGUGGAACAGGUUCUAACUAGAGGGGGAUUUACCGGAAUGGAUGAGAUCACAAAAUACCUCCCAGGAGGGGUGCACAGUGAGAACCAUGUCAAAGCAUCCAAAGACCACAGCACACCAGUCAAAGACAAAUCAGGUAAAUCGGCUCGACAGGACCGACCGGUCAGUAAAGUAGUGCUUGUCUAUUUUCUGGGAGGGUGCACAUACUCGGAAAUUACCGCUCUACGAUUCCUGGGCAAACUCAAAGGUUACAUAUUUGUAAUAGGAGCCACUGCAAUCAUCAACAGUUCCACCAUGUUGGAAUCGGUGAUGGAGAAACAACCUAUCUAGCCGUGGCGUUUAUAAAGUUUUAUGAUUUGUUAAUUUAUUUGCUGUUAUUUGUUGUAAAAAAGAACAUUGAAACAUUUGAAGUUGUAGAACUUAUAACUUUAUA